UCCAGAUCAAGCCCGACGAGGGUCGGGCGGGUCUGUUUAAAUCCAGCCCGGUCCGGCAUGGCCCAAUUAUUAACCCUGCUUGGCAACAUCGUGCAGUUUAUAUUACCUCACGGCAGUUUUUUUUUUUUAUUUAUUUUUAUUUUUAUUUUUAUUUUUUAUUUGGGGUAAGUUUAGCACCAGGGGAUUAAAGCCCCAAAUGGUUGACUUUGAUCAAGUUUGAUGCAAGCGUGAUUCGCAUGGGUCAUUUCACGGUUGGUAAAACCUAUAAUAGUGCCCCAUUAAGCAAACGCUUUAGCACGUGCGGGGUCUCCCCAAAGUCUUUUGUCAAUUAUUUUUGGACAAGAAAAUAAAAGAAAUAAUGCAUAAGUACGUACGCAUUGUCAGAAAAAAAUAAUAGAGUAUCUAGGAUCUUCUGCAUAAGAAAAUGAGAGUUGCAUGAGCAUGCUGCAUAUUAACUAUCCUUAGUAUUCAGUGUUACUGCAGUAGGACGCAAAGCUAGAGGUAUGGGCAUCUCCAGCGGCAGCAGUCAUGUGCCGGUGCCGGUGCUGCUGCCGGUGAGGGGAACAUACAGUAAUGGUUCUGAUGCAGAGUUCAUCCGGUCGGUGUCUGCGGGCGGAGGGGGGCGGAGGGAGGCCGCAGCAGUCGAUAGCAACCGGUGCAGGCAAGUGUACCUCCGAAGCUACAGCUUCGUGAAGAAAAGGGAGAGCAUUGCUGCCAGGAGCAGACGCUUUCUCCGAACGGUCAGAAGGAGGAUGCUUCUCCUCGCCGCCUUCUAUCGGAGGAGGAAGAGCAAAGGGAAGAAGAAGAAAAAGGGUUGCAGGGUGUUGGUGAAGAAGAAAUUUAUGUAUGGUUCUUUUUCCGCGCUUCAAUACGUCCUCCGCCGUCUAUUUUCCUGCUCCCCCACCUCGCCGACGAGAUGACGGAUCAGAGGGUGGCAAUAAACUUAAAAAGUUUGAUUAUCUUAUCUAUUCUGUCUUUUUUUUUUU
Molecule: messenger RNA, 986 nt
Organism: Ananas comosus (pineapple)
Lineage: Eukaryota; Viridiplantae; Streptophyta; Magnoliopsida; Poales; Bromeliaceae
Exons: 1
Coding region: 504-920 (138 amino acids)
Source: RefSeq, a predicted model, not a curated record